UUUUUUUUCUUUUCUUCUCCUAUCUAGAAAAAAAAAAUAUAAUUUAUUACUUUUUCUUUUUCUUUUCUUUUUACUCAUUAUUCAACCAAUAUGAGUGUACAGGCAACUGUAGCUUUUCUCAAUCGACAUGAUGUCAAUGAUGAUACUCCUAUUCCAAGACCUAUACUUCCUUUAUCAAAGAACAAUACAUGGACAACAAAACUAUCCAAAACCACUCCAACAAAUACUUUGGUUAAAGAAGAAUCUUACAACAAUAAUAGUAAACGAUCACUGAAAUCUCGGUCUGUUCUUGAUAUGUACACAGAAGAACUGACAAAUUUAUAUCAAGAAGCAAUCAACAAAUACGAAACAGCUUGUGAAACCAUCAAAAAAUUGGAAUCAGAUGUAGAAAUCUAUGCAUGCGAUUCGACAAAGGUACGAGAUUAUGAAAUUCGAGUGGAAUAUUUGGCUCAGAAAUUGGAACAAGUCUCUGAAGAACGAGAUCAUUUGGAACAAGAAUUAUCAUCCUAUAAAAAUCGUCAUGGAAAUUUGGCUACUCCUGUUUCUCCUGUAUUUGGUCCUGAUAUCUUUGGUGGAAAAAAAUCUACUGCUUCUCAAAAGGAUGAUCAUCUUGAUAAUCAAGAAUUGGAAGAUCAAGAAAAACAACAACAACAGCAGCAGCAACAGCAGCAACAACAACAGCAACAACAGCAACAGCAACAACAGCAACAGCAACAACAACAAGAAGAAGCUUAUUUUGAUGAUAUAUUGGAUGCUUAUGAAGAAAGUCGAUCUCAACAUACUAACGAUCAAAACUAUCAACAACAAAUGGAAAUGAUGGAACAAGUGUUAGCUGAAUACGAUCAAGGUAUGAAAAUGGCUAUGGAGAAAUAUGUGGCUGAUUUAGAACAACAACGACUGGAAAACAAGACAUUACAAUCGAUGGUCAAGAAACAAGAUGAACUUAUCGCCAAGUUGGAAAAUCGAGAUAGUCAAAGCAAUGAUUCAACAUCAUCUAACGACCUACAACGUACUCAAGGUGGCUCAACACAUGAUCAGAAUCUUUUAAGACAGCAAGUGGAAUUACAACGUAUCGAAUUGGAAAAUAAACGAGAUCUUUUGACACAACUAUUGAACGAACGUGAUGAUUUAUUGAAAAAAGUGAACGCCAAUACCAACAAACGUAAUAAUAGCGAUAAUGACAAUAGACAACGACGUACUCCAUCCUAUAGAUCAUCCAUCGAUAUGUUGGCAGAAUUGGCUCGCGCAGACAACAUACCAAAAUCACCUGCAUCCAUUCGAUCUCUGGGUUCACAAUAUCAACUUCAACAAUGGGAUACUGGUCGUAGUACUCCACCUCCUUUUGCACCGCCUAGAACACCACUUCCUCCUUUACCGGCAUCCGAUCAGCUAUACAACAGCAACAACAACAACAGCAGUAACAAUAUCCUUCAUAACAAUGACUCUGGUAUAACUCGGAAUUCUUUGGUAAGCUAUUCUCGUAGUUCUUCUUCAUCCUCUUGGUCGUCAGAAGAACAACCACAUCAUCCUCUUUCAACGUUAACACUUCCACUCAAACACAACAGUAGCAACGACAAUACGAUCACUGAUUCUACUGCCUAUCCAUCUCUGACCAACACUUUAUCCAAUGAUAACACUGAGCCUACUCCUCCUACUACUACUGGAUCUUUUUGGAAAGGAUUGAAAAAGAAAUUUUAGAUAGUUACAUAGUUAGAUAGUUAAAUAGAAAUAGUAUAUUUAUUUAUUCCCCCCGCCAUUACUCCUUUUUUUUUUUAUUUUGUCCAUACAUAUUACUAUUAUUAUUAUCAUCAUCAUCAUUCAUUUAUUCCCAUUCUUUUUUAAUAGCCCCCGUUUGAUCUUCUGUACAUUAGUCCCUUUUUUUUCUCUCCACGUUUUAUUUAUUAACAGGUAUCCAAAAAAAAAUAAAACA
Molecule: messenger RNA, 1930 nt
Organism: Halteromyces radiatus
Lineage: Eukaryota; Fungi; Mucoromycota; Mucoromycetes; Mucorales; Cunninghamellaceae
Exons: 1
Coding region: 91-1698 (535 amino acids)
Biological process (GO): regulation of transcription by RNA polymerase II
Cellular component (GO): nucleus
Molecular function (GO): transcription cis-regulatory region binding
Source: RefSeq, a predicted model, not a curated record